Molecule: messenger RNA, 3628 nt
Organism: Maylandia zebra (zebra mbuna)
Lineage: Eukaryota; Metazoa; Chordata; Actinopteri; Cichliformes; Cichlidae
Product: suppressor of tumorigenicity 14 protein homolog
Biological process (GO): proteolysis
Molecular function (GO): protein binding; serine-type endopeptidase activity
Source: RefSeq, a predicted model, not a curated record
GCUGAAGUUUGCUAAAACAACCGACUGCGUGUGCAGCUGAAAACCACGUAAACACCUCUGAGCUGAAAAAGAAGUCAAAGUCUUUUUCCAGAACUGAGCUUCGAAUAAGAACCAACACAAACCCAUCGGUUUCUACCCAGAGAGGGAGAGAGAGACCUGCUGAUCUUUAAAUAAAGAAAAAUUAAAAAAAAUAAAGAGGACAAUAAACCACACUGAAUCUUUUUUUAAGGCCCCCUGGGAACCAUGAGUUGGGACACUGACACUGUGGAUUUACUGGGUUCACAGGAGAGUUUAAGUACCAGACAGUAUGGUGACCGUUGCACAAACUGCAGUCUGUCCAAGAAGAGGUUGUCGAUAGGAGUCGGUCUGCUGAUAGUAUCCUUUCUGGCUUUGGUGACGCUUAAUCUACACAACGAUGACACGGUGCAGAGAAUUUACAUCGGCUCCAUGGGAAUCAGCAACCAGCGAUUCCUGCCAGAGCAUGAAGAUCCCAGCAGCUCAGAGUUUACUCAGCUGGCCGCUCAAGUCAGCCAACAGCUGAAACUGAUUUACUUCAAAAACUCAAUGCUGGCCAAAUACUUCAACUGCAACACCGUCCAGGCUUUCAGUGAGGGUGACAGCGGUGACGACAGCAUUGUGGUGUAUUAUGAGUCGAAGUUUGAUGUCCCCGUCCCUCAGCAAACCACUGUGGAUGAAGCCAUUGAAUCUCUGGAGCCUCCAGCAGAAAGUGAAUGGAGCCAACAGGGACAAGGGCUGCUGAAACCCAGUGACACCCUGAACAUCAGCAGCAUCAUCUCACAAGCUAUAGAUCAACGCUUGGCCAGGACCCCAUUAACUGAGAGGAUGUUCUUCGACAUCCACGUCAGAAACCCUGGAUUUGUUCAUUCUCCAGGGUUUCCCUAUUAUCUUUAUCCUCCAAAUCUCAACUUGCAGUGGAGGCUUCGUGCGGACCCGGGCCACCGAGUUAGGCUCGACUUCCACAGUCUGAUCUUGGAGGACGACUGUCAGCACGACUUCAUCAAAGCCUAUGAUUCGCUGGCUCCCAUAGAGAAACGUGCUCUGACAGAACAGUGUGGUCAUCCUCAAAAAUCAUUAUCCUUCAUCUCUGGAAACGUCAUGUUACUGACGCUGGUCACAAAUGAGGAGAACAACUUCCCUGGCUUCAAAGCAAGCUACUUCCAGAUUCCUGUGACUAAACUAAAUUGUGGUGGCACAAUGACUGAAGACAAAGGCUUGUUCUCUUCACCAUUUUUCCCCUCCAAUUACCCUCCAAGCACAUCAUGUGUGUGGAACAUCGAGGUUGCAAAGGAAAAAUUUGUGAAGGUUGACUUCAAAAAGUUCUUUGUGGGAAAUCAAAGUGAGCAUUGCCCCCAUGAUUAUGUUGACAUCAACGGUGAAAGGUUGUGUGGCAAUGGCUUAAACAGCAGAGUGAUCACCAUCAAAAGCAACAAGGUGACCAUUACGUUUAACUCGGACUCCUCCUAUGUUGACCAGGGUUUCACUGCUGAGUAUGAGGCCUUCAUCCCAACUGACUCUUGUCCGGGAAGGUUCCAGUGCAACAACUCCCUGUGCAUCAGCAAGAUUUCUCAGUGUGAUGGCUGGAACGACUGUGGAGAUAACAGCGAUGAGAUCAACUGCACAUGUGACGCAUCUCAGAUACAAUGCAAAAAUGGUCACUGUAAACCCAAAUCUUGGCUGUGUGAUGGGAUUGAUGAUUGUGGAGACAACACAGAUGAACAAAACUGCACUUGUCCAGGAAGGUUCCAGUGCAACAACACCCUGUGCAUCAGCAAGAUUUCUCAAUGUGAUGGCUGGAACGACUGUGGAGAUAAGAGCGAUGAGAUCAACUGCACUUGUCCGGGAAAGUUCAAGUGCAGCAACAACCGGUGCAUCAAGAAGACUCUGCAGUGUAACGGCAGGGAUGACUGUGGAGACAACAGUGAUGAGCUCAACUGCACUUCAGUGUGCUCAGCGUUCACCUUCCACUGCAGUAAUGGACUCUGCAUCAGUAAACUGAACCCAGAGUGUGAUGGAGUGCAGGACUGUGAGGACGGCUCUGACGAGGCUAACUGUGAUUGCGGGACGAAUCUGUACAGUAGCACUCGUAUCGUGGGAGGUCAGUCAGCUAGUGUGGGUGAGUGGCCCUGGCAAGUGAGCCUCCACUUCAAGGGGCUAGGACACGUGUGUGGAGCCUCUGUGCUGAGUGACCGCUGGCUGCUGACUGCUGCCCACUGCGUCCAAGACACUACAGUUUACAAGCUCUCUCACGCUGACCAAUGGGAGGCCUUUUUAGGCCUCCAUGUGCAGAACCAGACCAAUGAGUGGACAGUAAAGAGGGGUGUGAAGCAGAUCAUCACUCACAGGUACUACAACAGAUACACUGAAGACAAUGACAUCGCUCUGAUGGAGCUGGACACCAGAGUCAGCCUAACCCAGCACAUCAGACCCAUCUGCCUGCCUUCCUCCACCUACUACUUCCACUCAGACCAAGAGGCUUGGAUCACCGGCUGGGGGACUACCCUGCAGGGAGGUGUCUCAGCGAGUGUCCUCCAGAUGGCGGAAAUUCUGAUCUUCAGCAGUCGGUUGUGUAAUCUCCUCCUGUAUUACAGGGUCACAGAUAACAUGUUAUGUGCCGGAUUCCUUUCAGGAGGCGUGGAUACCUGUCAGGGUGACUCUGGCGGGCCCCUGUCUGUCGCCAACUCCCAUGGGCGUUUUUUCCUGGCAGGCGUGACGAGCUGGGGCAAAGGCUGUGCUCUAAGUUUCAGACCUGGUGUCUACACCCGAGUUACCAAAUACCGCAGCUGGAUAAAAGAGAAAAGUGGAGUGUAGCAGCAGGAAGCUCAGUCCCUACUGCCACCUCCUCUCCUAUCAGCUGCUCCGAUCGGCCAUCCUGGCGUGCACUGCUCUGUAGCAGGGAGGAGCUGGAUCAGGCUGUGAGGAGGGCGUGAUGGCUCUGCAGUGAUAUUUCCUGCUUCCUGAUACUGGAUUUGUAAAAAUCUUGAAUCGAGAGCGAGUCAGCACAAAUUAUUUUUUCUGCAGACAUCACAGUGCAUUGCAGUCUUUUUUUUCCUGCUUGGUGGCUGAUCUAAAGUAUACAGUGAUAGAUGAGCACACUGGGUUACUGCAUAAAAACUCCUGAGGCAGCUGGCACAAGAAGUACUGCUGGGCCUUUGAGAUUCUGCAUCUCAGAAGUCUGAACGUUUUCCAGAAUUAUAUUUUUUAAAAUUGUAUGAAACAGCAACAUAGUUUUAGCUUGCUCAAAAAAUGUAUUGUACUUAGUUUGUUUUCUUUACAUGAGAUAAAAUGUCAAAGUGUUGUUUGAUGCCAUCACUGUUCCUUUUAAUGAAGUUAAAAUAUGUUUAAUAUAUGUUCACUCUUGUUACUAAGACUUGAAUCAUGCUGUUUGGUCAGUUUGUCAUUUAUCAUGAUUUUAAUUACUUGUGAUGACUUAAAGAUUUCAUAUUUUGCUUAUUGAUUAAUUAUUGUUCUACGCUUGCUAACUUGCUAAGCUGAUUAAGUGGUUGAUUGAAUAUCUUAAAUAAGCAACAACAAACUUGCAGAUGAUGUAUUGUGAAUGUCUUUGAAACAUGUCAUCUUAAUCAAUCAUAAUGUGUUUACACUGUUUCAA